Messenger RNA from Leptopilina boulardi, 2597 nucleotides. RefSeq names its product ATP-dependent RNA helicase DDX24. The transcript is spliced from 9 exons. The record is from RefSeq and is a predicted model, not a curated record. Gene Ontology annotation, cellular component: nucleolus. Gene Ontology annotation, molecular function: RNA helicase activity; ATP binding; nucleic acid binding. Bases 163 to 2568 code for a protein of 801 amino acids. Lineage: Eukaryota; Metazoa; Arthropoda; Insecta; Hymenoptera; Figitidae.
ACUAGAGUAGUGUGUUAGAGUGACGCCAUAUUUAAAAUUAAAGAUGGCGGACAAUUUUAUAACGGGUGAACAAGAAAAUUUUGUGCAAAAAUAAAAAAAAGUUAAUCGGAAGAUUUAAUUAAAUUUCUUUAAUGUAAGAGGAAACAAAACGAAAGUGGAAAAAUGGUUUUUCCAAAAAGAAAGAAAAACAAUAAUUGCAGUGGUUGGAAAUCGGUGAAUUUAGAAGGAACUGUUUUUAAUUCAGAAAUUGGAGAUUUAAUUGGAAUUGAAGAAUUGACUAAUUAUAAAAUCGAAGAUGAAAAAAUUGUGCCUUUAACAAUUGAGGAGAAAAAGUCGAAUAAAAGAUCGAGAAAUGUGGAAAUCGAUCGUUCAACGAAGAGAAAGAAAAAGGAAUUAAAUUUAAAAUCAAAAAAAAAGAAAAAGAAAGAAGAAAAAAUCGACAACGACGACGACGACGACAAAGAGGAAAAUAAUGUGGAAAAUUGUGAAAAUUUAAUUGAAAAAAAUGAAUUAAAUUUCAAUUCAGUAGAGUGGACAUCGCUUGGAGUGCCUGAGAUUAUUUUAAAAUCAUUGCGCGAACAAAAUUUCGAAACACCAACGCAAAUUCAAUCAUUAACAUUGGCACCGGCAAUUUUAGGAAGACGCGAUAUUCUUGGCGCCGCUGAAACUGGAAGUGGCAAAACUCUUGCCUUUGGUAUUCCAAUAAUUCAUGGAAUUCUCGAAUUAAAGAAAAAACAACAAAACGAGGCCGAUAAUGAAAAAAAUAAUAAUAAUAAUAAUAAAUUUAUUGCCAGCAAAAGUGGAAAAUUCAUAGAAACGAAGAAUGAAAAUUCUAUAAAUUCGGAAAUUGAAAAUUCCGAUAAUGAAAAUUCCAUGGAUUCGGAGGAUGAAAAUUUCGAUAAUGAAAAUUCUGAAGUAUCGGAUGAUGAAAAUUCUGAAAAUGAAGAAAAUUUUGACAAUGAAAAUUCAGAGGAUUCGGAAGAUGAAAAUUCCGAGAUUGAAGAAAAUUUCAAUUUAAAAAAUGAAAUGCAAAUGGGUUGUGUAAAAGUGAUAGAUAAUAUAAAAAUUAAAUCCAAUGUAAAUUCAAUGAGAAAACCAUUGUAUGCAUUAAUUUUAACGCCAACGAGAGAAUUGGCGAUACAAAUAAAAAAUCAUUUGACAAAAGCGGCAAAAUACACGGAUAUUCAAAUUGCUGUUGUUCUUGGUGGUAUGGCAGCUGUAAAACAGGAGAGAAUAUUAAAAAAAUGUCCAGAAAUUGUUAUUGCAACACCGGGAAGAUUUUGGGAGCUUGUAAGCGAGGGAAAUCCACAUCUCAAUCAACUUGAUUCAAUAAAGUUUUUGGCGAUCGACGAAACAGAUCGAAUGUUAGAAAAAGGACAUUUUCAAGAAUUACAUUCAAUUAUUGAGAGAAUAAAUAUUGAUGAGAAAAAAGUAAAGGAACGUCAAAAUUUUGUAUUUUCCGCAACAUUAACAAUGGUUCACGAUUUGCCGGAUUAUUUACGAAUGAAAAAGAAACGUAAUUCACGCAGUAAAAUAUUUAAAUUAACACCUGGACAAAAAUUGCAACGAGUCAUUGAAAUGUUGAAAGUGAAAAAUCCAAAAAUCGUCGAUCUUACGAAAGAAAAAGGAACUGCUGGAAGUCUCACUGAAUCGAGAAUUGCUUGUACGAUCGAUUAUAAGGAUUAUUAUUUAUAUUAUUUUCUAAAACGUCACGAGGGACGAACUUUAGUUUUUUGCAAUAGUAUCGGUUGUGUGAAAAGAUUGGCGACACUUUUUGGUAUUUUGGAUUUUAAUCCAUUGCCACUACAUGCAAAUAUGGUGCAAAAACAACGACUCAAAAAUCUCGAAAGAUUUCAAGCGAAUGAAAAUGGUUUUCUAAUUGCGACGGAUGUUGCCGCGAGAGGUUUGGAUAUUCCCAAUGUUGAGCACGUUAUUCAUUAUCAAGUUCCUCGAACGUCAGAGAGUUACGUUCACAGAAGUGGCCGAACUGCACGAGCACAAAAAGAGGGAAUCACUGUUUUGUUGAUGGAACCUUCGGAAAAAGAUUUGUAUAUGAAAAUUUGCAAAACUCUCGGUCGUGAACAUGAUAUUCCAACGUUUCCGGUGGUCGAACGUUUAUUGCAAACGGUGAAAGAGAGAGUCGAUAUUGCGAGGGAAAUCGACAAAUUGGAAUUAAGUUCCCGUAGAAAUAAUUUGCAGAAAGAUUGGAUUCGUAAAGCGGCCCAGGAAAUGGACAUGAUAAUCGAAGAUGCCAGAGAAAAUUCAACAACAGAAAAUGAAGAAAUUGCAAAUAUAAAACGUGCCCUCAAAGCAAAACGCAAUCAAUUAAUGAAUCUAUUGUCGAAGCCACUGUUUCCAAAAGGAUUUUCCGGCAAAUAUCCAGAUAUGGAUUUACAUAAACAAAUGAAUGAAAAACCAGAAAAGGCAAUAGAAUUAAUGAAAAAUGCAAUUAAAAAUAAAAAAAUAAAACAACAACAAUCAACGAAAAAAAAUGAAAAUGGUAAAAUUGUCAAAAAAUUGUCGUCAACAAAGAAAUUUAAGAGAAAGAAAAACAAACCUGUAAAAUAAAACAGAAUGGUAAAUUGAAAUGAAAUUCA